Messenger RNA from Penaeus vannamei (Pacific white shrimp), 377 nucleotides. Lineage: Eukaryota; Metazoa; Arthropoda; Malacostraca; Decapoda; Penaeidae. The record is from RefSeq and is a predicted model, not a curated record.
GUCGAUCUUCUAUCUUCAUCAUGUUCACUAAGACCGCCGUCGUUCUCGCCCUUGUGGCCGUCGCUUUGGCUGCUCCUUCACAGCCUUCCUACGACUACUCUCCUCCGGCCACCUAUGAGUCUCCUGCUAAGUAUGACUUCAACUACGCUGUCAAGGACGACUACUCCGGCAACGACUUCGGUCACCAGGAAGCACGCGACGGAUACAACACACAGGGUUCCUACUUCGUCCUCCUUCCCGACGGUCGUCUGCAGAAGGUCACCUACACCGUCAACGGCGACUCAGGCUACGUAGCUGAGGUCAGCUACGAGGGUGAGGCCCAGUACCCCGAGUACCAUCCUGCUCCUGCCUACGUAGGAAAUGAAUACUUAUAUUGA